GUUGUUUGUUUCCCUCAAAUCCAUUGGCCUAACUUUCUGCAAAAAUCAUUUUGUCCGCACUGUACUUUCUUGGCAUUAUCAUCAUCUCUCCGUCCCCACACCUCAUUCCCCCAAUCUCCUCUGUCACUCUGCAGCCUGCACCAAAAAUCUCUGCAGUCUCAUAACACCCACGAAGGAGGGGAACAAACGUCGAACAAAAAAAAAUUACCCACCUCUCUCUCUGCACAUGGCGACGUUACUCCGGUGCCGGCCAAUAAUCGCUCCCCCUACAUAUUCCUUCAACCACCAAUCAUCGCUUUCCAGCGCUAAUUUCCGUACUCGAGCUUCCCCACUUCGUCGUCGCUCUCGUCACCGGGGACUUAGCAUGGCGGCGGCCGCCGCGACAGAAACCCCGAUGGAGCAGCAAGAACAGCAGCAGCUCAAAAAGGGGAUCGCUGAUUUCUACGACGAGUCCUCCGGCGUGUGGGAGGACAUUUGGGGGGAGCAUAUGCACCACGGGUUUUACGAACCCGACUCUCGGGUUUCCGGGUCCGAGUCCGACCACUGUGCCGCCCAGAUUCGGAUGAUCGAGGAAUCACUCCGCUUCGCCGCCGUCCCAGAGGAGGCAGAGAAGAGGCCAAAGAAAGUGGUGGAUGUAGGGUGUGGGAUUGGUGGGAGUUCCAGGUACCUGGCAAGGAAAUAUGGAGCCAAGUGUCAGGGGAUCACUCUCAGUCCUGUUCAGGCCCAGAGAGCCAAUGCUCUAGCAGCUGCUCAGGGUUUAGCUGACCAGGCAUUCUUCCAAGUUGGGGAUGCUUUGAAUCAGCCAUUCCCAGAUGGGGAAUUUGAUCUGGUUUGGUCCAUGGAGAGUGGAGAGCAUAUGCCUGACAAACCCAAGUUUGUGAGUGAGUUGGCUAGAGUUGCAGCACCAGGGGCCACCAUAAUAAUUGUGACAUGGUGCCACAGAGAUCUUGGGCCUAGUGAGGAAUCCUUGACCAAGUGGGAGAAAGAUCACCUUGACAAAAUCUGCAAGGCUUACUAUCUUCCUGAAUGGUGCUCCACUUCUGAUUAUGUCAAACUACUCCAAUCCCUCAAUCUCCAGGAUAUAAGAACAGCAGAUUGGUCUGCGAAUGUUGCCCCAUUUUGGCCAGCAGUUAUCCGGUCCGCCCUCACAUGGAAGGGCUUCACUUCCCUCCUCCGAACUGGUAACCCUGUUCUUCUUUCGCCAUUGAUUUGAUCCAACUCAAGUAAAUGACGAGUCUAGUAAAAGAAGGCUGUCUUUCCUGGCAACUCAUUUGAGCUUUACCUUGGAUUUGAUCACGGUGAACAGGUAUGAAAACCAUCAGAGGAGCAUUAGUGAUGCCAUUGAUGAUAGAAGGGUUCAACAAGGAUCUCAUAAAGUUCUCCAUUAUCACAUGCAAAAAGCCCUGAAUUGAUAAUCCUGCCAAUUAUUCUUUGCUGCUUGGGGAAGGAUUGAUGCAGCAGGUAUACAGCAACAGUGAACUUUUCCCCUAAGAAGAAAAAUAAACAGGGAAGACUAUACUUUGUAGUACUGGAAAGGGAAAAUAGUUGUGUAUUGUGUAACAAAACUCAUACCGAUUGAUCCAACUAUACUUCAGUGCUAGCGAUGAAUCCAUGAUCCAAAAUGAACAUUUCUCAACUUUCCUAAGUUAUAUCCAGAGAAUGGCUACAAGAAAUCUUCAGCUUCUUCCUCUAAUUCUAAAUCCUU
Molecule: messenger RNA, 1705 nt
Organism: Linum tenue
Lineage: Eukaryota; Viridiplantae; Streptophyta; Magnoliopsida; Malpighiales; Linaceae
Source: the annotation of a GenBank genome assembly